AUGCCUGAAUUCACCAUAUCCGAUGACGACUUGGCCCCAUUGAGUGGCAAAGUGGUGCUUCUAACAGGAUGUUCAAGUGGUAUCGGUCUAGCGACAGUGAAAGAGCUUCUCAAGGUCGGAGCAAAGGUCGUUGGUGGAGAUUUGUCUGAUAUGAAGUCUGCGGUUGACAGUCGCGAUUUUGAAUUUGUUCAAGUCAACGUGACUGACUGGAAGGCAUUAUGCAAUCUAUUCAAACACGCUAUAAGCAAAUUUGGGCACAUUGAUCAUGUGUUCGCGAACGCUGGUAUUGGCCCUCGGAUGAACUUGCUCUCAGAUGAGUUCGAUGAGGAUGGCGAGCUCAAACGGCCAAAUCAUAUCGUUUACGAUGUCAACCUUGCAGCCGUCGUUGACACCGUCAAGCUAGGAAUCUAUUAUAUUCGGAAAAAUCCCAGCGGAGGCAGCAUCGUAGUGACAGCGUCAGCCUCUUCGUACCAGCGGUAUCCCUGCUAUGACUAUGCUUCUGCAAAGCAUGGUGUGCAUGGUCUGGUUCGAGGGCUUUUUUCCGAGAUUGGACCCGAAACAGAUAUUCCUGUCCGGCUCAAUGGCAUCGCACCAGGCUGGACUAAUACUGGGCUUGUGAGUGAAAGCCUCUGUGCCAAAGCAGGGGUUCUAUCGCAGGGGCCAGAGAUUCCAGCACGAUCAGCCCUUAUUCUCAUGGCCGAGAGGUCCCGGCACGGAGAGAUAAUCCAUUCGUCCCAGGGAAAGUAUUUUGAGCUCGAAUCUCAUCUGCUUAGGGCCACUGAUGAUAUUCUGCAAAAAGCACCGACAGUUGAACCGGUGACAAGAUCACUUGCAGAUGACUAUCGAAAAAUACUGGCAGCGUUUCAAAAGGAACAGGAGGGCUAA
Diaporthe amygdali is the source of this 885-nucleotide messenger RNA. RefSeq lists its product as uncharacterized. The record is from RefSeq and is a predicted model, not a curated record. The coding region runs from base 1 to 885 and encodes 294 amino acids. Lineage: Eukaryota; Fungi; Ascomycota; Sordariomycetes; Diaporthales; Diaporthaceae. The transcript has 2 exons.